CCUCUUGACUUCGCUGACUCGACUCAAUAUAAAAGGCCUCCAUGGUUCUUCCGGAGUCUCCCAGUCCAUCAGAUUUUCUCUUAUAUUCUGUAAUAUUCUUCUUUUCUUUGCUUCGAAAUUCAUCUGCAACUUUGUCCGAUACUUCUUGCAUCCAUCAUGAAGAAAGUGAUCUUGUCAGUGCAAGUGUUUGAUGAAAAAGCUAAGCAAAAGGCCUUGAUGGCAGUUUCUGGUCUUCAAGGUGUUGAUUCAAUCUCCAUGGACAUGAAGGACAAGAAAUUGACGGUGAUCGGGGAUAUCGAUCCGGUUUGUAUAGUAAGCAAGCUGAGGAAGCACUACCCCACAGAGAUACUUUCUGUUGGGCCAGCAAAAGAGCCCGAGAAGAAGAAGGAAGAACCGAAGAAAGAAGAGCCUAAGAAAGAUGAGAAAAAGAAGGACGAUGUGGCAGAGCUUGUGAAGCUCUACCAAACCUAUAAUCCUUACAUGACCCAACAAUAUUAUGUGAGAAGCGUAGAGGAGGAUCCUAACGGUUGUGUAAUUUGUUAAUUCUCGGAUCUCAUAAGAAUUAUAUUAAACAUUUAGAAAACGAAAAAAAUAAAGAAGAAGAAGAAGAAGUCGGUCUCAGUGAAUUUAUGUCCGAAAGGAGGUUGAUGUUCAAGAAAUAGGGAGGGGUCUAAUGUACAGUAGACCAUGGUGAGUUGUUUGAAGUUUUGUUGGUGUUGCUUGGAAACUUUACAUAUUUUAGUACUCUCGAGUUUGUACAUGUUUUGCAUCAAUGGAAGAUUAUUGAAGUACUAUUGUAGUCGA
Molecule: messenger RNA, 804 nt
Organism: Carya illinoinensis
Lineage: Eukaryota; Viridiplantae; Streptophyta; Magnoliopsida; Fagales; Juglandaceae
Product: heavy metal-associated isoprenylated plant protein 39-like
Exons: 3
Coding region: 157-543 (128 amino acids)
Molecular function (GO): metal ion binding
Source: RefSeq, a predicted model, not a curated record